AUGGUGUUUUAUUCAGCUCCAUCACAGCAACCAUCACAAGGGUUUCAACAACAUAUUCUACAACCGACUAAACGGUUCAAUAUCAAUGACUCGCCAACAAAGUUGAAAGAGAAUAGAACAUGGCAGAAAGACGAGGAUUUGUACUCGCCAACAAAGUUGAAAGAGAAUAGAACAUGGCAGAAAGAUGAGGAUUUGUACUCGCCAACAAAGUUGAAAGAGAACAGAAGAUGGCAGAAAGACGAGGAUUUGCACUCGCCAACAAAGUUGAAAGAGAAUAGAAGAUGGAAGAAAGACGAGGAUUUGGACUUAUUAGCGAGGGAGUUGAAUGUUUCUCCUUCAAAUAGUUAUAAAACCACGACAAAUAAUCGAAUACAACCAUUACAAACUGCAUUUGGUUCACCAUCGGCUACAAUCUCGUCUUUCAAGCUGAGCUCUAGAUCUUUGGUUGAAGGUGUCGCCGCAACAACAGCACAAGCCGGUUCUUCCCAAGGAGGAGGAGGAGAGGAGGAGGAAGAGACUCCAAGUUGGGCUAAAACCAACUACCGAGAUUUUUUGAACAAGUCACCCAGCAGAUCUCCAACAAAACUGAGCCAAACAAAGAACAUUUCUUCAAUUUCUCCCAUUAAAGAUCAAAAAUGUAUUUACUCUCCGGGGUACGAGUAUCUAUGUAGAAUCGAAGCUAUCAAAGUUUGGAUGCAAGCAGUGUUGAAUGAGGAAAUUUGUCAGUCGGCAGCAACCCUAAUUUCAUACAUCAGAAACGGCAUCCAUCUUGCAAAGUUGGCCAAUGCCAUUUUGCCAACUCAAAGAAGUGUGUUUAUGAAUGAUGACAGAUUACAGUUUAAACACACUGAGAACAUAAAUCGGUUUUUCCAUUUGUUGGAUUUCUUGAACAUGCCGGACUUGUUUCGAUUCGAAUUAACAGACUUGUACGAUGCAAAAAAUGUUCCAAAAGUAUGGUUUUGUCUACACGUCUUGAGCUAUAUCUUACACAAGAGUGAUUCGAGAUAUCCGAAAAUGGGCGAUUUGGUGAAUAAAAUUUCAUUUGACAAAAACGACAUUCAAAUAGCUAAUAGAGCAUUGACUAGUGCUCCUCUUCCAAAUUUCUCAAGCGUCGAUACUGGGAACGAUGGUGAAGAUAAGUACAUGGAAAAAGUGGCAUCUCCAAUUAAAAUUAGUCCAAAUAAGAAAAUACCCAUGGAGAAUCCUGCUCAGAAACAACAACAACAACAGCAACAACAACGACAACAGCAGCAGCAGCAGCAAUUGCCGCUGCUGCUGCUGCUGUUGCUGUUUCUGCUGCAGUUACCAUAUCAAAAGGAAAAUGAGAAAAGGGUUUCCAUCUCGAAUGUUGCACUAAAAAGACUCGAGGACAAAGAUGAUCGUCAAACUCCAUUUAUCAAUCAACUGGAAAUCAUAAAGAAUUGUCACCAUAUAGUCAAAUUGCAGUCGCUUGCUAGAGGCGCCAAUUUCCGCUACUCAAUGUUUGUUAAGAAAAUUCUAUUGAAAUCUUACUAUGAAGAAUUGACUAUUUUAAAUUCUAUAAUUCGAGGAAACUUGCUGAGACUACGAUCUGUGCAUAAGAACAAAGCGAAACUCAAAUGUCACGAACUGGAGAUCAUUGCACUACAAUCAUUAGUAAGAAAGAAUCUAUUCUCCAAAAAGAAACAAAAUGUGGAAUUUGACGGACUCUGUUAUUUUCAAAGCAUAAUAAGAAGGCGUUUGCAAGUGAACAAAAUUUCGCAGAUGAAGAAGGAACUAGCUCUGUCGAAUAUAGUAACACUCCAAUCUAUCGCUAGGAAGAAAAUUGUUGACAAUAAAACACAUGGCAUUAUCUCACAUAUGACGGAGAUAGUACCUCCAAUUAUACAACUACAAGCAAUAGCUCGCAGAAAAUUAUACACGAAGCACUCAACUGUUCAAUUUGACGACGUUAGUGGCAUAGUUGAAUUGCAAUCCAUAGUAAGGCGUAACUUUGUGAUUAGUGAAAUCAAUUCAAAACACGCAAUUAUUCGUUCCUAUAAAUGGAAAAUCAAUGAGCUUCAAAAUAUUGCUAGAGGAGGUAUUUCAAGAUCUAGAUUAUGCAACAAUGUUUUAGUCACUUUGUUGCAUGAGGAUAGCAUCUUGAGCGACUUUUAUGCAGUUUUCAGGGGGAAAAGCCUAAGGAGGAGAGUCGGUUUACUAAAGAGACAAUUGAGACAUUGUGAAUAUAGUUCUGUUCUUCCGGUGCAAACAUUGUUCAGAGGAGUUCUAAGUAGAUUUAGAAGGGAAAUAUUGUUGGAUGAUGCCUAUCUGCACGUAGAGGCGUUGAUCAAACUUCAAUCUAAGAUAAGGAUGAAUAAAGUUAAGCAAGAGUUUCUUAAUUGUAAGGAAUAUUACCGCAAGCAUGUCAAAGAAGUGAUCAAAGCACAGGCUAUCAUAAGAAGAGUAAUUGUGCAAACGGCAUAUAAGGGAUUUAUUUCAAGUAAUCGUCCUUCGCUAUCGGUGGUUAGAAAAUUUGCAUACUUGUUGGCUGAUAGCGAAAGAGAUUUCCAAGAAGAGAUGAAGUUGAACCAAACUAGGGAUAUUGUUAUUGAAAAAUGUAAACUCUAUGAAGAGUUGGAAAGUCAGAUUGAAUCCAUUGAUUUGAAGCUUAGUCUUCUUGAUAAAAACAAAAUCACAAUUGAUGAAUUUUCCAAACUGCGUGGCAUAGUGAAGAAGAAUCCGAUAGCUCUUGAAAACGUCAAGAAUUUGAAAAAGUUGAACAAGUCUUCAAGGGCUAGAGUUGAACUUUAUCUGAAACUACUUUAUCUUUUGCAAAUCAAAGCAGACUAUUGGAAAAGACUUUUUGAGACACUUGAGCUUUCUACGAAAAAUACACAGCAUUAUAAAGACUUGUUUAAUUGCAUUGUCCAGUUGUUUCCCACAAGUAACUCUUCAAUCAAUCAGCAUUCAAGAGAGGAAUAUUUUUUCAUGAAGUUGAUAUUGACACUAAUGAAGAACGACGUUGACCAUGCUAGAAAUCCAAGUGACAUUACCAAAUCGCAAUAUACGUUUUGGACAGACUACUUGUCUCAUUUCAAUAAUCAUACAUAUCAGAGACAACAUUUAAAAAUGCUCUUAGGUGGAGUGGUUAUCCGACUUUUGAAUGACGAAGAAUUGGAUUUCGAGAGUGAUCCAGCAAUCAUUUAUGCAGCACUUAUUGAUAGAGAUAUCAAAGUUGACGGGUUCUCUACUAGGAAGAAGAACUUGACCCCUCAAGAGGCUAUUACAGUACCAGAGGUUUCAACAACAUUUGUCAAAAACUUGAUGUCUUUACGGGAAUUUUGCAAUGAACUUGUUGCUGCUGUGGAGAAGAAUACAGCUAGAGUUCCUCAACAUAUAAAGAUUAUAUGCAAAGAAGCGUACAUCUUGUCCAAAAAUAAGUUUGUGGGGAAAUCUGAACAACAGCACUUGGCUGUUGCUGGAGUGACCUUCUUUAAACAUUAUAUUGGUGCAAUUAUAAACAUUCCUGAAAACUAUGGAAUUGUUAUUAAGAAAAACUCAAAGGGCAAAAAUAACAUACGUCACUUGCAUCGGGUUUUACUUCAAUUGUUUAGUAUGAAUCCGUUUAGUGAUAGCUUUUUAAAGCCAUUGAAUGAUUAUAUAUUUGCAAUGACGAGCUCCAUUACGGCCAUAGUAAAUCAAGUGAUCACAGUGGAAAGUCUUGAACGUGUUUACGAUUUGAAUGAAUACGACGAUAUUAUUAGCACAGAAAAGCCCAAGCUAACGAUGAAGACAAACUCGAUGAUCUUUUUGGAAAAAUUGGUGGAUUCAAAGAUUGAUAUCAUGGCUCCAGGUAGUGACGAUCAACUUGCAGCUGUAGCCUCUGAUUUGGGAAACUUGGUAACUUCAUCCGAUGAUUUUGUGGCAUUGACUGAUUUGGGUAUGUUAUCCAUCAACUUGAACCCUCACAAUGUUGAAGAGUCGGUGAUGGAUACAAAAGUGAAAACUUUAUUCACUGAAGCUAAAAGGUGUCUAUUAUAUAUUAUUCGAAUUCAAGAUGGUGAAGAUUUACUAGAGCUUUUAAUUUCUGGAAUCAAACCAGAAGAUGAAACAAAAUACAAGGAGCUUAUCAUUUCAGAGAAGGACAUAACCUCCGAUAGGAGUCGUGCUUACCACAAAGCUGCACUUGGUAAUUUAGAAGAAAUAACCUUUCAUGAGUUGAAGAGGAAAUGUCUAGAAAAUAUUUUGAAAUUAGAAACGAUGGGUGAAGUAACUAGGAAAAACUCGUUUCAAGAGCUAUUAAAUCAAAUUUCAGUCGAUAUACGGAAAAAGGGUAUACAAAGACUCAAAAGAGCCGAGCAGUUAAGUAUCCUUGAGGAUACAGUGAAAAAAAUGAACAAUAAAGAGGCUUUUCUCCGUCAAGAAUUGAAAGAUUACAAGUAUCACGUUGAAAAUGUGCUUGCAAAUUUGCAAGUUAAGCCCAAAAGCAGAAAAUUAUUCAAUAUUGUGCCAGUGUUCAGUAAACAAUACUUUUACCACAGAGAAUUGAGAAGACGCAACCGUUUACCAGAGUUUGGUUCAUACAUUGUCUCUUCUAAGAAAUUGAUGGAUCAGAGAAUCUUAUUGUCCAAUGAUUUAGACGCCGCUCGUGGUUCUAAGUUAGACUUUAUGUUCAGCUGUCAUCAAGUCGGCAAAUUUACAAUUGAAGCUGCUAGAGGACUGGUCGUAGUAACCGGCACAAGCAGUACAAUCACUCUAGACGACUUGUUAAGACUUCAGUAUGAGAAUAAGCCAAAACUCAUAUUAUGCAAAGGAAAGCUCGUUUUUGACUCUCAGAAUAUCAUUGCAUUCAUAUUCAAGACAUUUUACGAUAUCAAGAAAGAUUAA
Molecule: messenger RNA, 4848 nt
Organism: Lodderomyces oxycetoniae
Lineage: Eukaryota; Fungi; Ascomycota; Pichiomycetes; Serinales; Debaryomycetaceae
Gene: IQG1
Product: Iqg1p
Exons: 1
Coding region: 1-4848 (1615 amino acids)
Biological process (GO): mitotic actomyosin contractile ring assembly actin filament organization; regulation of GTPase activity
Cellular component (GO): cell cortex; mitotic actomyosin contractile ring
Molecular function (GO): GTPase activator activity; actin filament binding; calmodulin binding
Source: RefSeq, a predicted model, not a curated record